AUGGUGCACUCAGAUCCAUUUAGCAAUUGCGCAGCUGAAAAGUGUCCACCCAGUUUGAAGUCCAAAUUUGCGAAUCGUAUUCCGGGUCUCACAUCGCUCGAGGUGGGAUUCGAUGAAUCGAUGGGAGCCUCCAGGAGCGGCAGCACCAUGAGUGGUGUCUUCCGUAAGCUCGCGGUUAUCUGUGCCUUGUUUUUCUUGCUUCAGAACCUCCCCCAACUAGAGAGAAAGAACCCAACCGACCUGCGGAAAAAGGUAUAUCAUUGGAGAGGGCUGUCCCAGCAUGAGUUAAAUAAAAGGGAAGAAAAUGUAAGCGGGAGCAACGAGGAGCUAGACAAACUAUGGAAGAAAGAAUUAAUUAAAUGGAAAUCAGACCUGUACUUAAUAAAUAAAGAAACCUUUUGGGAAUUCAAAAGGGUGUGCAAAAUUAACAACGUAGACUUUAAGUGGGAAAAUGAAAUAUGGAAAAAAUUCAGAGAACAAAUGGGUAAAAAUAUUUACGAGAAGGAACUGAAGGACCACCAAGAUUUUUCAAAAUUAAAGAGUAAUAAACCAACAGAGGAGGAAAUCAACAAUUUUAUUUUAUCCAAGAGAGACACCUUUGGUAUAUUUUGUGAUUACUUGAAAAAUGAAAGGACGUCACUGAUCGAUCAUGUCAUUAAGGAAUGGAUAAAAGUGAGAGGUGAAUUUUUGGACACUGUGGAAUACAAGGCGUGGAAGGUCCGGAAGUUACUAAAGAAAAUGCAGAAGAAGGAGGUCGCCAAGCUGUAUUCGUAG
This is a messenger RNA of Plasmodium cynomolgi strain B, 774 nucleotides long. RefSeq lists its product as hypothetical. The coding region runs from base 1 to 774 and encodes 257 amino acids. The transcript has 2 exons. The record is from RefSeq and is a predicted model, not a curated record. NCBI's taxonomy places the organism in Eukaryota, Apicomplexa, Aconoidasida, Haemosporida, Plasmodiidae.